CUGUACAUAUUCAGCUUAUCAACCCUUUCCUGCAUAAUGUCAUUUUUCUUUUCAGCGAGAGCCACAAUAUUAUCACAAUAUGGUAUGCUUUGCCUCGUCGUAAACAUCCCAGUUUGUGGCAAUGGGAAGGGAAAAAAAUAGCUUGGCUGGCUGACGAAUUUUGCAUGUAACGACGGGCCGGCAUGGAAAUUAUAUCCUGCCUAUGCUUCGUCUACCUGAUGCUCAUGUCGUUUCACCGACGCGGCUAAUUCUCUUGCAUACUCUCCUACCUACCGUUGACUUGUACCUUCUGCGAUCAUCCCCGCGUAGUCGUACACUUCGGUCAUGUCUCAUUGGCUACCAUGCUCUCCUACCUUUGCUGUUGACAAGCAAUCAUCCCGCCAUCGACCUAUUUUUGGUGCCUACGCCCAUAUAUGUAUGCGCUCAGAACAUGUCGUUACCAGCGCCACUGCCUCCAGUGAAAGACAUUGUCUUAUCCUUAUGCUCCGUUAUGCUGGAGCCAAAUCCUCCUCCAGACUCCACUCGCAUUAGGCAGCGAGGGGUCUUAAAAAUGGCUCGCGGAGCCCUCAAAUAUGGUAUUAAAUUACUACUGGUACCUUUAUUGAGUAAUGAACAGGAUUUGCUUCAAUUGCCUUUCUAUUCGCCUUUGUCUAUUGGUAAUACAUUAGGCUAUGGAGCAGUGCUUUAUUGCAUUGUGGGGUCCGUCACCGACGUGGUGACAGGUUUGGCGCAGGCUAUCAUGAAUAAGGAUCUCAUGGAACUCAUGGAUAACCCGUACUUCGCCUAUAGUCUGAAGGAUUUCUGGAGCCGUCGUUGGAACAGAAUCAUGGCCAAUAUGUUUCAUCGUUCAGUCUUUGCUCCCACUAAACAAGACCAGACUGUAGAGCAAAGACGAUGGAAAAACUCCCUAUCGGCCAUGACGACAUUUGCUGCCUCGGGUGUCUUUCAUGAGAUUCUAGUGUCAUCUUUAUUCAGAGAAACACAUGGAGAACAUAUGGCGUUCUUCUUACUACAAGGUCUUGCCACAGUUGCUGAAGUGCAGUGUUUGGGCAGCCAUUACGCCCCGAAAGGAAUUCAACACGUCUUAUCGACGUCUUCCACCUUUCUCUGGCUAGGUGUAACAGGUCGAUUGUUUUUCUUACCAUUUUGGAGACGAACCUUCUUUUCUUUGUAAAAAGCCGUGUUAAGGCGUCAUACUGAUUCAUCCUCACGUGUGUGAUGAAUUGCUUUUGGCUUGCUCAGCAUGCAUGACUUGAACAAAAUAAUUUAAUGUACUUUAAUGUACCUAAGCUAUCUGCACUAAAAUAGUCCUUAAAGAAAAGAAUCAGCAACGUUUAUUUACCUCUCUGUUUGGGCUUGUUUUGAACACCA
Molecule: messenger RNA, 1371 nt
Organism: Umbelopsis ramanniana AG
Lineage: Eukaryota; Fungi; Mucoromycota; Umbelopsidomycetes; Umbelopsidales; Umbelopsidaceae
Exons: 4
Coding region: 203-1174 (323 amino acids)
Biological process (GO): lipid metabolic process
Source: RefSeq, a predicted model, not a curated record